AUGGAUACAUUUGAUUAUACAGUACCUGUUUGUAAUGAUAAUCCAUGUUAUGAUGAUGAUCUUAUUCUUGGCAUAUGGGAUUCUGUUGUGAAUAGUAUUUUAUCAACAUUUAUCAUAUGUAUAUUUAGUGUCAUUAUUCUCAUUCGCGUUCAUUAUCAUAAACGACGUAUUGUUAAUAUACGUAACCAAUGGCGUCAACAACGUAAAAUGGUAAUUCAAUUAAUUUUUAAUUCUAUUCUAUAUCUUAUACCUAAUAUUCCAUUGAAUCUUUUAAUGUUGGCUCAUCUUUGUGGUCUACCAGCAGACGUAGGUAUUGCAGCUCAAUUGGAUUUUGAUUUUUUAUGUUACUUUGCAAUAUUUCUAUAUCCUUUGGUAUGUCUUGGUUUUAUAUCUGAGCUACGAAAGAAAAUACAAUGGAAAAGAUUAUUUUGGUUACUACGACCACAACAAAAUUCUAUUGUUGCACCUCAAUAA
Messenger RNA from Rotaria sp. Silwood1, 474 nucleotides. The record is from the annotation of a GenBank genome assembly. Lineage: Eukaryota; Metazoa; Rotifera; Eurotatoria; Philodinida; Philodinidae.